Molecule: messenger RNA, 228 nt
Organism: Lachancea dasiensis
Lineage: Eukaryota; Fungi; Ascomycota; Saccharomycetes; Saccharomycetales; Saccharomycetaceae
Source: the annotation of a GenBank genome assembly
AUGGAUACGAAAGACAUACUUCUCACUUUGGAAUCAAUAAAAAAAGCCUGUAGCGCUUUAUGCCGCCAAGAGCAAAGAAGAACUCUGUUAUCGAAGGACACUAGACUUUUUUUGGAAUCGGUUUUUGAGAAAAAGAGAUGCCCCAAUUCAAGAGAACGUAAGGCAAUUGCAGACAAAUGCGGCUUAACACCCGCUAAGUUUCUCUUCUCUUUACCGCGCAGACUCUAA